AAGGGAGUCUGAGCUGCGGAGGCACUAACAAUGGACACCCAGAAAGACGUUCAACCCCCAAAGCAACAGCCAAUGAUAUAUAUUUGUGGAGAGUGUCACACUGAAAAUGAAAUAAAAUCCAGGGAUCCAAACAGAUGCAGAGAAUGUGGAUACAGAAUAAUGUACAAGAAAAGGACUAAAAGAUUGGUGGUUUUUGAUGCUCGAUGAAAUGGGAAUUUAGGAGUGUCUUCAUUUGCCCCAUUGAUGUUUUUCUUUAUUGUAUAGUUUUUGACUUAGCUUAAUGAAAACGACUGUAUACCUAUUUCAUUUUAGAAAUGCUAUUGUAUUUUAAUACUUUGUAUAAAGGAAAUUUUGGUUCAACAUAGUUUUUUUGUUCUUGUGAUCUC
This is a messenger RNA of Meriones unguiculatus (Mongolian gerbil), 386 nucleotides long. RefSeq names its product DNA-directed RNA polymerases I, II, and III subunit RPABC4-like. Gene Ontology annotation, biological process: DNA-templated transcription. Bases 31 to 207 code for a protein of 58 amino acids. The transcript has a single exon. The record is from RefSeq and is a predicted model, not a curated record. Lineage: Eukaryota; Metazoa; Chordata; Mammalia; Rodentia; Muridae. Gene Ontology annotation, cellular component: RNA polymerase III complex; RNA polymerase I complex; RNA polymerase II, core complex. Gene Ontology annotation, molecular function: DNA binding; DNA-directed RNA polymerase activity; zinc ion binding.